Amoebophrya sp. A120 is the source of this 767-nucleotide messenger RNA. Lineage: Eukaryota; Dinophyceae; Syndiniales; Amoebophryaceae. The record is from the annotation of a GenBank genome assembly.
GGAUUCCUGGGCCGAGGGCCCCUAUCGAAGAAAAAAACAUUGCUAGUCUAAACUUUGUGAUGCGCCACAUGCAAAGUGCUUGCGGCUGUCAUGCUGGGCAUGCAUUAAAAGGUCCACUCAAGCUCGUUUUCACGUACCAUCUGCGCAUGACAGGUUUUUGCUCUCAUGCCAGACAGAUUUGUCAUGCUGUUCCUCCAAAAAAGUUACACCUACAAUCUUUUUGUCUUGGAUAGCCCCCCGCCGGCGCCCAUCAUUCCCGUGGCGAAACUAAACGGAGGUGCUGGGAGCAUUCCUUCGGCGUUUCAACAAACUACACGACCUGGUGCGGCUACUAGUACAAAUUCGGUGGUCCUCAAGCCACUUUCAGGUGGGAAAAAAUUGUCGGAGAUCCAAGGAGGUCGUGAAACCAACAGCAAAUCGGCUGGUGGUGCACCACCACCAGCGGCGGUUACAGCGCUUGGGUCUUUUGGGAAAAAGAUGUCGGAGCUUGAUGGUCAACAGAAUCAUGCUGCCAAUUCCUCUCCAGGAACAGGACCAUCAAGAUCCUCGCCCGCCGAUUUGAAGCCGAGUGGCUUGAGACCUUUACCUCCGCGAGGACCAACGGCAGGAGGUGUGCCAACCACUACUACCGGAAGUUGUAGUACAUCAUCUCUUCCCAAAGCUGGCGCUGGCGUGUUUUCUAAAGCGGGCGCUUUUUCGAAGGCCUCCGGCGCGAGUCCCUUGCUGACCGCGCAGCAGCAGACAACGUCGUCACAGAUGGCGAGCAG